Messenger RNA from Saprolegnia parasitica CBS 223.65, 1074 nucleotides. RefSeq lists its product as hypothetical. The coding region runs from base 1 to 1074 and encodes 357 amino acids. NCBI's taxonomy places the organism in Eukaryota, Oomycota, Saprolegniomycetes, Saprolegniales, Saprolegniaceae. The transcript has a single exon. The record is from RefSeq and is a predicted model, not a curated record.
AUGGAGCUCGAGCUGCGACUGCGGUCCAAGGCGCAGGAAGACCGCGUGAAUAUCCUCACGUACUCGUCGUGGGGCGCCCCGCACGUGACGUUCCCGCAGUACCUUGUCCGCGAAGCCCAUUUCCGGUCGACGCAGUUUGGCGCGUGGAUGGCCGACUACGUCUUUAUCCCUAAAAAUGACCCCGACACCCUCGACAUUCGAGGGUACCUCGAGAUUUUCCAGCGGCGCGCGGUCUUGCGGCCCCACGAUGGGUCGCCGGCCAUUACGUUUGACGCGUACAGUGUCGCCUCGGUCUUUACACCCGAAGGGUACCGGAAGCAAGGCCUUGGUUCGGCCAUGCUUGCUGCUUUUCUUGAGCGCAUGGCGGUCAUGACCGACAGCAGCUCGGGCAAGGCGUUGCCAUACCUCGUCUCGAACCUCUACUCGGACGUCGGAACGUCGUUUUAUGCUAAGUGCGGCUGGGACCUUGUCGCCUCGGACGAAAUCCUGCUGCCCGUCGCGACAACCUUGCCGGUAUACGACGCGUCGCUCGUUUUGAUCACGUCGCUUGCAGCGCUCGAGCCCAUUGCGACGCUGGACCGUGCGGCGAUGAUCGCGACUCUGCGCCCUGGCGAGGUUGGCUUUUUACUCACGACCGACUGCAUUGAGUUUUACCACGUCAAGCACCGCUACUGUGGCGUGCACCGUCACCAGAUGACGACGCUUCCAACCAACUACGGCGCCUACCUUCAAGAGAAGGGUACUAUCCGCGGCUACGUCAUUUGGACGUACAACUUUGAAGAAAGGACGCUCGAUGUGCUCAAGUUUCGGGCGCUCGACGACUCUGCAGACACUUUUGCAGCGUUUGAGCCGACGCUACAUGCCGAGGCCGCGGCCUGGGGCUUGGACCACAUAUGCCUUUGGCCAACGAAAGACAUGGCCUUGCCGGAAUCCAUACGAGCACUUGCGCGCCCCCGUGACGACUCGCUCUCGAUGUUGCUCGUGCAAGGCAAUCAUACAGGCCCGGAAGACGAUGAUACGAAUAGCGCCAAAACGUUUCAGUGGGUUGCGGACGAGCUCUACCUCUACGCGUAG